AUGGCAUUUGACGAAGCUCUAGAAACAUUCGGAGUAAAAUUUAUUAAGCAGAAUGUUACAGGUAAUGUUAUAGAUCAGGAAAACCUUAAGCGACAAGUGAAAGCAUCUCAGUCAGAGUAUGAACGAAUAGAAUUAUUUUUGAAUGAAUAUUUGCAUAACAAUACCUCUACUAAUCAUGAACGAUCAACAAAUUUAAGAAAAGAUGAAAUGUGGAGUUUGGUGGAGAAAUUGUUGAUAGCUUUUGAUACCAAAGAUUUCAAUCAUUAUAAUCAAACACAUGAUCUUUUCCAUACUUCAUAUCCAAAAGAGAUUCAUGCUGAUGGAAUAAGACGAUUAAAGGAAUGCUAUAAGCGGGGACUUCACCGUAUACAUCUCAUAUAUGCACAAGAAGUGUUAAAAAAAGAAAAAAUUGAUACUACAGGACGAAGGGUAAAAGAAGUAUUAGUUACCAAAUGUAAAGAUAUUGAAAAACCUCCCAGAAAAAGAAAAAACACAAAUAUUUUAGAUAACCAACCUGGAUCAUCUGAUGAACCACCUAAGAAGCGAGUACGUCGAAUUCCAUCAAAAGAAGCUGUUGAAAUACUUGCCCCGAUGGUGGCCCAUUCUUUACCACCUACUAAAGAAGAAGUACAACGAUAUCUUGCUGCACUUGAAGGUAUAUCUUCAUCUUCAGAUAUUUGGGACGCAGCUCGAUUAACUCAGUAUUAUAAAAAUCGACAUAAAAAAGCUAAAUAA
Rhizophagus irregularis DAOM 181602=DAOM 197198 is the source of this 735-nucleotide messenger RNA. NCBI's taxonomy places the organism in Eukaryota, Fungi, Glomeromycota, Glomeromycetes, Glomerales, Glomeraceae. The record is from RefSeq and is a predicted model, not a curated record.